This is a messenger RNA of Drosophila serrata, 3596 nucleotides long. RefSeq names its product RNA polymerase I subunit Rpl135 (gene Polr1B). Gene Ontology annotation, cellular component: nucleus. The record is from RefSeq and is a predicted model, not a curated record. NCBI's taxonomy places the organism in Eukaryota, Metazoa, Arthropoda, Insecta, Diptera, Drosophilidae. Gene Ontology annotation, molecular function: DNA binding; DNA-directed RNA polymerase activity; ribonucleoside binding. Gene Ontology annotation, biological process: DNA-templated transcription.
UAUUAAUGAUUUUCAUUAAGUUCUUUGCGAACCACCUCACUCUGACCAGUUCACAUUUGAAAUUGAUUCAGUUCCAUUUAGCUCCGACUCAAAACAACACGUGCAACGGCAAGCAAUUCUGUCUUAUAUUAUUAUUGAGAGGUUUUCUAAAAGAAACAAGCCUGCAAAAUGCUGGAGGAGAUGCGGACAAUGAAGACCACUCCAGUGCUGACCAAUUCUCGGCCGGAGUUCAAACAGAUACCAGAAAAACUGAACCGGCACCUGUCCAACUUGGGAGCACCCCAUGUGGACUUUGACGAAAUGCUGACCGUUGGCUUGGACAGUGUGGCCAAGCAUAUGACUCCCAUCCAAUGGCAGAGUCCUGCCGGCGAAAAGAUCUCCCUGAAAGUGGCAGCAAUUUGGAUUUCAAAGCCUCAGGUGCCCCAGGAUGUGAUUGAUGUACGCACCCGUGAGAUAUAUCCCACAGACUCCAGACAGCUACGUUCCUACUCCGGCAUGUGUUCUGUGCGUCUUGGUUGGAGUGUCAAUGGCAUAGAGAAUGCGCCCAUCAACAUUGAUCUCGAACUGCCCAUUAUGCUGCGCUCAAAGGCCUGUAAUCUGGGAGGAGCCAGCCCACAAGACAUGGUGAAACACGGCGAACACGACAGCGAGUGGGGCGGAAUAUUCGUGAUCCGUGGAAAUGAGAAGAUUGUUCGUAUGCUGAUCAUGACCCGGAGAAACCAUCCCAUCUGCGUAAAGCGUUCUUCGUGGAAGGAUCGUGGUCAAAACUUCAGCGACCUGGGCGUGUUGGUGCAGACUGUGCGUGAGGAUGAGUCGUCCUUGAGCAAUGUACUUCACUAUCUGAACAAUGGCACCGCCAAGUUUAUGUUCUCCCACGUAAAAAGGUUGUCGUAUUUGCCCGUCUGCCUGAUCCUUAAGUGCCUAGUGGAUUAUACUGACGAGGAGAUCUACAACAGACUUGUCCAGGGCUACGAAUCAGAUCAGUACUAUGUCUCCUGCGUGCAAACCAUGCUGCGGGAAGUCCAUAAUGAAAAUGUGUAUACACACAGCCAGUGCAGGAGCUUUAUUGGCAACCUAUUCCGCUCACGAUUCCCCGAGGUUCCGGAAUGGCAGCCAGACGAGGAUGUGACUGACUUUAUCCUCAAGGAACGUGUCAUGAUUCACCUGAAUACCUAUGAGGAGAAGUUCCAGCUUAUUGUGUUCAUGGUCCAGAAGCUGUUCCAAUGCGCCCAGGGUAAACCGGUGGAGAACGUUGACUCGGCCAUGAUGCAGGAAGUACUCCUUCCGGGACAUCUUUACCAGAAGUAUCUGGGUGAACGCAUUGAGUCCUGGGUCAUGCAGGUACGCCGCUGCCUCCAAAAACUAAUCACUCCGGAUACUCUGUUGAACAGCGCCAUAUUGACGCAAUGCAUGCGACAGGCGGGCGGAGUGGGGCGCUCCAUGGAAUCCUUCCUGGCCACGGGAAAUAUAGCCAGUCGCACGGGCCUUGGCUUGAUGCAGAACAGCGGCUUAGUUAUCAUGGCAGAGAACAUUAACCGAAUGCGUUACAUGUCUCAUUUCCGGGCCAUUCACCGUGGUUCCUACUUCACAACGAUGAGAACCACCGAGGCGCGACAGCUACUCCCAGAUGCCUGGGGCUUUAUUUGCCCGGUCCACACUCCCGAUGGCACGCCCUGCGGUCUGCUAAAUCAUCUGACACUGACCUGCGAGAUCUCCAAGCGUCCGGAUCCCAAGUUGGUAGAGGGCAUACCCUCCCAGCUGAUCGAGAUGGGUAUGCUACCAUUAUCCAACCGUCGGAAGCCUGAUGGCAAGCUAUAUGUAGUCUUCCUGGAUGGCAAGCAUCUCGGACACAUUCAUCAGUCGGAUGCCACACAUGUCGAGGAUUUGCGGCAUGGCAAGAUCUUUGGAACCUUUCCCCAGAUGAUGGAGAUUGGCUUUAUUCCCUUUAAAAAGAACGGACAGUUUCCGGUUUUCCUAGCCACUGGACCGGCGCGAAUGAUGCGUCCCGUGUGGAACCUUAAGUGGAAGAUGGUGGAGUAUAUCGGAACCUUGGAGCAGUUGUACAUGGAGAUAGCCAUUGAUCCAAAGGAGAUGUAUCCGGAGUUCACAACUCACCUGGAGCUGGCCAAGACGCACUUCAUGAGCAACCUGGCCAAUCUGAUUCCCAUGCCAGACUACAAUCAGUCGCCGCGUAACAUGUACCAGUGUCAGAUGGGCAAGCAAACGAUGGGCACACCAUGCCUGAAUUGGCCAAAGCAGGCGGCCAACAAGUUGUACCGCCUCCAGACGCCAGGAGCGCCUCUCUUCCGACCCGUUCACUAUGACAAUAUCCAGUUGGAUGACUUUGCCAUGGGCACGAAUGCUAUAGUCGCUGUCAUCUCCUACACAGGCUACGACAUGGAAGAUGCCAUGAUUAUCAACAAGUCGGCAUACGAGCGAGGCUUCGCCUAUGGUAGCAUUUACAAAACAAAGUUUGUAUCGCUGGACAAGAAGACCAGCUACUUUGCCCGGCAUCCGCACAUGCCGGAACUGGCCAAGUACCUGGACACCGACGGACUGCCACAUCCCGGCUCCAAGCUGAGCUAUGGCAACCCCUUGUACUGCUACUUUGACGGCGAGGUGGCCACCUAUAAGGUGGUAAAAAUGGAUGAGAAGGAGGAUUGUAUGGUGGACAGCAUCCGGCAGCUGGGAACCUUUGAUCUGGCGCCCAAGAAGAUGGUGGCCAUUACAUUGCGAGUGCCACGACCGGCUACCAUUGGCGAUAAGUUUGCGUCGCGAGCUGGACAAAAGGGUAUUUGCUCACAGAAAUACCCAGCAGAGGAUCUACCAUUCACGGAGUCCGGCUUAAUCCCAGACAUUGUGUUCAAUCCCCACGGCUUUCCCUCCCGUAUGACCAUUGCUAUGAUGAUCGAAACGAUGGCGGGAAAGAAUGCCGCCAUACACGGUGAAGUCUACGAUGCCACACCCUUUAGAUUCUCCGAGGAGAACACGGCCAUUGAUUACUUCGGUAAAAUGCUGGAGGCUGGUGGCUAUAAUUACUACGGCACUGAGAGGCUAUACUCCGGAGUAGAUGGUCGUGAAAUGACUGCGGAUAUAUUCUUUGGUGUGGUCCAUUACCAACGGCUGCGUCACAUGGUCUUCGACAAGUGGCAGGUGCGAUCGACGGGAGCGGUUGAGCCGCGUACCCAUCAACCGAUCAAGGGACGCAAGCGCGGUGGCGGCGUGCGUUUCGGAGAGAUGGAACGAGAUGCCCUCAUCUCCCAUGGUGCGGCCUUCCUGCUGCAGGAUCGUCUAUUCCACAACUCUGACAAAACGCACACGCUGGUGUGCCACAAAUGUGGCUCCAUUCUAUCGCCGCUCCAACAGAUUGUCAAGCGAACCGAAACGGGCGGACUCUCCUCCCAACCGCAAACGUGUCGGUUGUGUGGGGAUAACACCUCCGUGUCCGUGAUCGAGGUUCCGUUCUCCUUUAAGUUCCUGGUCACCGAACUGAGUUCGGUCAACAUCAAUGCCAGGUUCAAGCUGGAGGAGAUUUAGGUGGAUACCACAUUAGAUUAUUGUUAGUCUUUAUUUUUAUCCAUUGUAUGAUUUCUAAU